AGCUCACCCGCCGGAGUCGCCGCCUGUCUCGACUCGAGUCAGUUCUUUGAGAGGAGAAAGUUCACACGUUCUGCGCAACUUUUCCAAUGUGUGACUUUAUACAACAAAACUGUUUACAGUAGCACGUCUAGUUUGCUUCACAGUGUUCUUCGCUUGACUGCGUUUUAAACGAGAAAGGUGGACGCGAUGUUAACUUCGCUGACGGAGCGCUACGACGCGUUUUUUAAGCAGAAGAACGUGGUGACCAAUUGUCUAACGGUUUUAGAGGAGAAAACCGGCGUUCAGAAACAGUACAUUGCAACAGGUGCAGUCUCUAUUUUGGCUCUCUAUCUGGUAUUCGGAUAUGGUGCCUCUCUCCUGUGCAACUUGAUUGGUUUUGUAUACCCAGCGUAUGCCUCCAUUAAAGCCAUAGAGAGCAACAAUAAGGAUGAUGACACUCAAUGGCUGACCUAUUGGGUGGUUUAUGGAGUCUUCAGUGUGGCAGAAUUUUUCUCUGAUAUCUUUCUGUUUUGGUUUCCCCUUUACUAUGCAGGAAAGUGUUUGUUCCUGUUGUGGUGCAUGGUACCAUUUUCCUGGAAUGGCUCUCAAAUCAUAUACACGCGUGUGGUGCGACCUUUCUUCCUCAAACAUGAAAAAACGAUUGAUGGUGUUGUCAAUGACUUGAGUGACAAGGCCAGAAAUGCAGCAAAAGAAGGAUUUGCACUGCUGAAUGCUGAGAAGAAUAAAUGAUGAAGUAUAUAACAUGAAGAGUAAUUUAUAUUAAUACUUUCUGUUUACAUUUUGUCUGGUAUUUUGUUAAAGUCCCUCAUUUCACUGGAUUAUUAAUGUUUGCUACAUCUGAGCCAGGCAGUACGAUCAUCACAAGUUCACAAAUGGUCUUUACUUUCACGUUUAUGUUAUGUAUUCAUCCUGUAAAUUAUUUUAGUACUUAAAAACUUACUUUUGAUAAAUAAAGCUGGAAAGUAACUUAGUGCCUAAAUAUAUAAAAGGGCACAUAUA
Messenger RNA from Paramisgurnus dabryanus, 999 nucleotides. Its product is annotated as receptor expression-enhancing protein 6. The record is from RefSeq and is a predicted model, not a curated record. Lineage: Eukaryota; Metazoa; Chordata; Actinopteri; Cypriniformes; Cobitidae.